GUCGCCAUAUUAUUAUACACCAAAAUGAAUAAAAUAUAUAUAUUUUUAAUUCUUUUACUAAUUAGCUCCGAGUCAUCAUCUCAUCUCUAUGCAGUUGUGUCAUUAUAAAACUCCUCUUUCCCCAAUCUCUAUGCUGUCUUUCAUUUCCCACCUAAUCCUCUUCUUCACUCUCUUGAACAUAAAAUAAAAUCCCUAGAAAAAUGGGUUUUAAUACAUCACCUAUUGCAGUGAUCUUGAUCGUCGUCACGAUCUUCACUGUAACACUUGCCUCCGACAUGUCUAUCAUUUCCUACGGCCAAACCCACACAGACAAGUCUUCCUGGAGAACCGAAGAGGAGGUGAAGUCUAUCUACGAGGAGUGGCGCGUGAGGCAUGAAAAGCUCAACAACAACAACAACAACCUGGGAGAAAACGAAAAGAGAUUCGAAAUCUUCAAAGACAACCUUAAGUUCAUCGACGAACACAAUGCCGAGAACCGGACAUAUAAGGUUGGGCUGAACCGGUUCGCUGAUCUUAGCAACGAGGAGUACCGGUCCAUGUAUCUUGGAUUCAGGGCUGACUCAAAUCGGUUGGGAAAGGCUGUGACGAAGAGCAACCGUUAUGCUGCAAGUGUUGGUGAUAACUUGCCUGAAUCUGUUGAUUGGAGGAACAAAGGUGCGGUGGCCCAAGUCAAAAACCAAGGAGGUUGUGGUAGUUGCUGGGCUUUUUCAGCAAUAGCUGCAGUGGAAGGGAUUAACAAGAUAGUCACAGACGAGCUUGUUUCACUAUCAGAACAAGAACUGAUUGAUUGUGACAGAACCAAUAAUGCAGGUUGCGAUGGCGGGCUCAUGGAAUAUGCCUUUGAGUUCAUCAUAAACAAUGGUGGCAUUGACACUGAUAAGGAUUAUCCCUAUCGAGCUGUUGAUGGUAAAUGUGAUCAAAACAAGAAAAAUGCGAGAGUUGUUACAAUUGAUGACUACGAACAGGUUCCUGCUAAUGACGAGUUAGCCUUAAAAAAAGCUGUUGCAAAUCAACCAAUCAGCGUUGCCAUUGAAGCAGCUGGUAGGGAAUUCCAGUUAUAUGUAUCAGGUAUAUUUACCGGAAAAUGUGGGACAUCAUUAGACCAUGGUGUUGCUGCCGUAGGGUAUGGAACAGAAAACGGAGUUGAUUAUUGGAUAGUGAGGAAUUCAUGGGGUAAGAGCUGGGGAGAAGCAGGAUAUGUAAAAAUGGAGCGCAAUAUAGCAACGAGCGUGUCAGGGAAAUGUGGAAUUGCAUUGCAGUCUUCCUAUCCUAUAAAGAAAGGCCAAAAUCCUCCGAAUCCGGGACCAUCUCCUCCUUCACCUGUGAACCCGCCAUCUGUUUGUAGUAGAUCCUACAGUUGUGCUUCGGGCACUACUUGCUGUUGUACAUUUGGAUUUGGAAAACUAUGCUUCUCAUGGGGAUGUUGUCCUCUUGAAGCUGCAGUUUGUUGUAAAGAUCGAUCAAGUUGUUGUCCUCAUGACUAUCCCGUUUGCAACACUCGCCAGGGGACCUGUCUUCGGAGUAAGGAUAAUCCAUUCGGAGUGAAGGCAAUGAAGAGAACUCUUGCUAAACCGCAUUGGAUGUUCGAAGGUCAGAAUAUGAUAGAUGUUGCUUAAGUAGAUUAUGACCAACUUGGUACUCAUUUCCUUUCAUUACCUUACGGGUAAAAUCAUAUAUGUAGAACAAUAAAUCUUUGUCAUUGGGAAUUUGGGAUGCAGACAGAUUUUCAUGAAGAAGUAUGUAGAUGCUUUUGUUUUUCUUUGGUAAUGUAUUUGUAUUCUAAAAUUUCUACCUAGGAACAUAUUUUUGAUUAUUGUUUUAAACUUGUGGAUUCUGCCAUUCUGGAAUAAGGUGAUUUAGUUAUUCACCUGUUA
Lathyrus oleraceus (garden pea) is the source of this 1874-nucleotide messenger RNA. Its product is annotated as low-temperature-induced cysteine proteinase. Gene Ontology annotation, molecular function: cysteine-type peptidase activity. The record is from RefSeq and is a predicted model, not a curated record. Gene Ontology annotation, biological process: proteolysis. NCBI's taxonomy places the organism in Eukaryota, Viridiplantae, Streptophyta, Magnoliopsida, Fabales, Fabaceae. The coding region runs from base 201 to 1616 and encodes 471 amino acids. The transcript has 5 exons.